Molecule: messenger RNA, 216 nt
Organism: Kwoniella botswanensis
Lineage: Eukaryota; Fungi; Basidiomycota; Tremellomycetes; Tremellales; Cryptococcaceae
Exons: 1
Coding region: 1-216 (71 amino acids)
Source: RefSeq, a predicted model, not a curated record
AUGAAAGGAGUGCCAGAGGCCAAUCAUGCGGAGAAGCUCAAAGGCUUCAAGUGGAAGGCGGAAGAGGAAACUUCUCGUGGAUAUGUACUGUGUGUCUUCACAAACGUCCUGUCACCCAAAUUUGGUGGAGCUGAACAGAAUGGAAGUACCGCUCAGGAAGUACAUGCUUCUGGAAGUACUGCUCGAAAAGAGGCGGGGUCGUGUAAAUUGCACUGA